CAGACAUUUUUCAGUUUCACUUUCUCCACAAACAAAGGGAGGAACCGUGUAACGGACAAACACUACAUUUGUGAGCAGACUUUGUAGAAACUGAUCUAUUUAGCUGAGACUGUGCAGGUGAACGUAUACGGUUUGUUUCCCUGAACGAAAGUGACUUGGACAACAGCAAAAUGGGUGUUGAUGGAUGUCCAAAAUGUAUUAAAUACGCCAUGUUUAUCUUGAACUUUAUCUUCUGGAUUGCCGGGACAGGCGUCUUGGCUAUUGGACUCUGGCUGAGGUUUGAUCCCAAGACUAAAAGCUUGUUUGAAGGAGAGAACUCCCCUUACGUCUUCUACACAGGUGUGUACAUCCUUAUUGCGGUCGGAGCGCUGAUGAUGGUGGUUGGUUUUUUUGGAUGUUGUGGUGCCAUCCAGGAGUCCCCUUGCAUGCUGGGAUUGUUCUUCUUCUUCCUGUUGGUGAUCUUUGCGGUCGAGGUGGCUGCUGGAAUUUGGGGCUUUUCUAACCAGACCAAGGUUACUGACGAUAUAACGACUUUCUACAAGGAAACAUACAAUAACUACCAACAAACCAAACAACCAGCUCUGAAAGAAACACUCCGUCUCAUCCAGCAUGGACUUAACUGCUGUGGACCGUCAGGAAACGCCAAGGAUGUUCUUGAAGAGACCUGCCCGGGAAAAGAGGGGCUUGAUUUUCUCAUUACAAAGAGCUGCCCUGAUGCCAUUGAUGAAGUCUUUAACUCCAAACUUCAUAUUAUUGGAGGCGUUGGAAUCGGCAUUGGAGUGAUCAUGAUCUUCGGCAUGAUCUUCAGCAUGAUGCUGUGCUGUGCCAUCCGGAAAACCCGGGAGAUUGUGUGAGGGUCCGCUUGCCUGGGAAACUGCCAGUAUAUUUGUGUUGCAUGAUGUCUGUCCCAAAGCACUGUCUUGAACAUGACCUCAUCAGCUAAGAGCCAGUUAGAUCACAGCGUCAGGCACACGUCUCUGAUUGACUGGAAUUCACUCUUUUUCUUAGUGCAGCUGUAUCACUGGUUCAGUCACGAGUAAUGAGAGAAAAGGGUUGGUUUAGCAUUCCAAGCCCAUUUGAAAAGGCCUUUAAGUCUGACUUUUUAUAUUUUUUUAUCGUUCAUAAUAGAUUUUAAGGAUUAACCAUUUGUUCGCUUUAUUGUACUCGCAGUACUGCUUGAUAUAAAUUGUUCUUGAACUUUUCUAAUGUUUUGUUUCUGAUUUGUGAAUAUGGUCGGUUGAUUUACCCACAUCGGCUCAAAUAAAAGCCAAAUUAUUCGUGAA
Molecule: messenger RNA, 1283 nt
Organism: Sinocyclocheilus rhinocerous
Lineage: Eukaryota; Metazoa; Chordata; Actinopteri; Cypriniformes; Cyprinidae
Gene: cd9a
Product: CD9 molecule a
Exons: 8
Coding region: 171-854 (227 amino acids)
Cellular component (GO): plasma membrane
Source: RefSeq, a predicted model, not a curated record